AUUUACUAUUUUAUUUACAAAUAAACAGUUGCAAAAUUAACAAGUUAAUAUAACAGAAAAAAAUUUGAAUAUAUUUACGAAAAUGAAUGAUAUUUAUUACAAAAUUCUAAUAAUAACUUUUUUGUGUUUAAUUUACAUUUCUCAAAUUACACCAUUGAGCAUAAGCAUAUCUCGUUCAUCAUAUUCAAAGAAUUCUAGAAGUUCAAAUACAAGUUGUAUAAAUGGAAAAUGUACUCAGUCAAGUAGUAAUGUUGUGAUUUCAACAAAAUGUGUGAAUGGCGUUUGUGAGGAGCAAGUUAUUGAGAAUCCAUCCAACAACCGGCGUGCGUCUAACGAUGAAUCGUCAACGGUACGACCUUUUGGACUAUUGGACAUACUUCAAGGAUUUCAGCCGAAUGUCGGACAACGAUCGAUGUAUUAUGAUUGGUAUUAUGAUGUAUAAAAUAUAAUUUUUAUUUUGUUAUGUAAGCAGUAUUAUCAAAUUCUCAAAAAUUAAUUGUAAGCAUAUUUUUAUCCUUAUUCAUUAUGUAAUCUGUAAAUUAAAUACUGUUAAAUAAAUUUUGGUUUUAA
Chrysoperla carnea is the source of this 570-nucleotide messenger RNA. RefSeq lists its product as uncharacterized. The transcript is spliced from 3 exons. Bases 83 to 442 code for a protein of 119 amino acids. Lineage: Eukaryota; Metazoa; Arthropoda; Insecta; Neuroptera; Chrysopidae. The record is from RefSeq and is a predicted model, not a curated record.